GGUAGUGGAUGCUGAUUGGUCAGCAGAAUAAGGUUCCAAGGGAGACGCGGCGUGAUUGCGUCAUUUCCUAGCGACGCGCGAUGCUGGCGGCGGCGGGCGGCUCGGGGCCCGGCGGGGCGGGCGGCUCCGGGCCCGGGCCGGGUCCCGGCGGCGGGGACGGGGACUUCCUGUCGCGGUACCGGCUGGUGUCCGCCAAGCUGCGGCGGCGUUUCCUGCGCAAACCGAACGUGGCGGAGGCGGCGGAGCAGUUCGCGGCGCUGGCGCGGGAGCUGCGCGCCCAGGAGAGCCUGCCCUACGCGGCCUGGUGCCAGCUGGCGGUGGCGCGCUGCGCGCAGAGCCUCUUCCACGGCCCCGCCGAGGCGGCGGCGCUGGGCGAAGCGGCGCGGCUCUUCCUGCGCCAGGAGCGGGACCUGCGGCAGCGCCUGGCCCUGCGCGGCGGUUUCGGCGAGCACUUGGCGGCGGCGCAGAGCUGCGGGGCCUUCGCCGCCCGCCUGCACCUGGAGCGGGGGCAGCCGGCGCUGGCGGCCGGGCUCUGCCUGGAGCUGGCGGCAGCGCUGCGCGAUACGGGCCGGCCCGCCCGCGCCGCCGCGCACUUCCAGAGGGCUGCCGAGCUCCUGGCGGCCGCCAAGCUGCCCCUGGAGGCGCUGCGCUGCUUGACAGAGCGCGCCUCCUGCCUGCUGCUGGGCCGCGACUACGCCGGGGCUCUGGCGGCGCUGACGCGGGCGCAGGCGUUGGCUGGAACCGGAGCCGGGAUCGGGGGGAGCGGCGGGGCCGCGCCCGGCGGAGCCUUCCUGGACGCGCUGGUGAGCUGCGAGGUGUCGCGGGUGCUGCUGCUGCUUCUCCUGCAGCCGCCGCCCGGCAAGCUGCCGCCCGAGCACGCCCGCACGCUGGAGCAGUACUGCUGGGAGGCGCCCGAGGGCGGCACGGCGGGAGGAGGGCUGCCUGCGGCCGCCAGCUACCUGCCCGCAGAGCUCUUCCUGCUGCUGCAGUCCGCCGUGUUGGCCUGCCAGGAGAAGGACGCGGCUGCGCUUCGGGCUCUGCAGGCCGAGCUGUGGCCGCUGUUGAGCGCCGAGCAGAACCACCUGCUGCACCUGGUGCUGCAGGACAUGCUCAGCCCCGCGGGGCACGGGCUUUGAAAGCCGCCUGGACUAUCACAGGACUGUGCCCGGAGGGUCCCUGCUGCCUCGGGACUGUUCGGAAUUCGUGUGCGCGGGGAGCUGCCGGCGAGACGGGCUCGGGUCGCGUGGCCCCGCCGGCGGGGAGCGUAACGCUGUGUUACGGUGGAGCUCAGCGUCUGUAAUAAAGCUGCGGUGCGAGCGCGCUCCUUGAC
This is a messenger RNA of Phasianus colchicus (ring-necked pheasant), 1330 nucleotides long. RefSeq names its product coagulation factor VIII associated 1 (gene F8A1). NCBI's taxonomy places the organism in Eukaryota, Metazoa, Chordata, Aves, Galliformes, Phasianidae. Gene Ontology annotation, cellular component: early endosome. Gene Ontology annotation, biological process: vesicle cytoskeletal trafficking. The record is from RefSeq and is a predicted model, not a curated record. Gene Ontology annotation, molecular function: protein binding.